This is a messenger RNA of Ostrinia furnacalis (Asian corn borer), 1409 nucleotides long. RefSeq lists its product as uncharacterized. The record is from RefSeq and is a predicted model, not a curated record. The transcript has 8 exons. NCBI's taxonomy places the organism in Eukaryota, Metazoa, Arthropoda, Insecta, Lepidoptera, Crambidae. Bases 62 to 1285 code for a protein of 407 amino acids.
GUCUAAGAUGCGGUUCAUUUAAAAUCCAUUCUCCCUUAGACGCGCAGGCGCAGCACACGAGAUGGCGGCAGCGACCAACACGAUCACGUGGUGGCAGUGGCUAGUCCAUGUGAAUGAUGUGAAGCAGCUGUGGACAGCUCAGCCCACGUAUUUGAUUUCCCAGGCGGUGUUCGUGUUCGCUGGGCUAAUAACUCUCCUGCACGCUGUCAAGAAAGGGGGCAGAUGGCCGUACUUCUGGCUGGGCACGGUUUUACACGGCCUAUACACGGACAACUUCUGGCGCGCAAUAUCGCCUGAAAGUGAUAACUUAUGGCACUCACAAACUCCUGUCAUGUUCUUUGGAUCAAGACACCCACUCCACAGCAUAUUUGUAUACCCCGCAUUCCUGUAUAAUGCUGCUUACGCUGUAUCGAAAUUGAGAUUGCCUCGGUACGCGGAGUCGUUCGCCGUGGGCCUGGUGACCGUGCUCAUCAACCUGCCGUACGACCUCGUGGCGGUGAAGUUCGUCCACCGGACCUGGCACGACACCGACCCCAGCAUCUUCGACCGCCACUACUGGGUGCCCUGGACCUCGUACUUCUUCUACGCUACAUUCACGGCCAGCUUCUUCUUCCUCUUCGGUGCUACCAGGAGGUGGCUGGCACCGAAGGCCGCGCAGUGGGAGUCCGCGGGCAAAAAGGCGGAAUGGAAGGCUCUGUUGCUGUCAGUGCUUCUGGGCAUGCCAGGAGGCCUGCUGCCCUACGUGGCCCUCCUCCAGCCUCUGCGCUACGUCUACAACAUUCACGCGGAGGUCGCAGUCUUCGUGCUCCUCUCGGUCUUCGCUGUCUUUGUCAUCAACGGCCUUUUGAGCGAGAGAGAAAAGGUCAAAGAGAGAUUGACCACUAUUGACUACGUAUUGAACCUUCAACUGGCAGUUCACUUCGUCAUCUACUGGGUUUUCGUUGUGUUCUUCAACCCUGAGAGGGAGUGGUCUCUGGGACUUCACGAGCCGGUGGGACCUUGCAAUGAAGUUGCAGUGGUCAAAACACCUUUUGGACAGAUGGUCAAGCGCAAGUUUUUCUGCGCCGAGAGUUUCGACGAGGGCUAUUUCGACUUCAGCUGCGUGGGAGGGCAGAAGCCUCAGUUCGGUGCCUCGUGGUACGUCGUGUGCGGGAAACCUUUCGAAAACCGUCCCGAGUACAUAACCCUCCUGAGCUCAAUCCUCGUGGUCGCCGCCGGAGUCUUCUUCGCCAUGUACGCGCAGACCUCGCCCGCCGCGCCUCAGAAGAAGUUGAAAACGAAGUAAAAUCAUCAUUAAAUUAGUUUUACAUCGUUUUCAAUUUCCGAAAGAAGAAUACAAGAAGAAUUUGUAGAGUGUAUCUUUUGUUGUUAAUUUAUUUUAUUUUUACUUACAUGCUCGAAAUUUUGUU